AUGAACGGUGUCAACUUCCCAGACCCAGCCGUCAUCAGGACCUCUUCAGGCUGGCAUCUGUUCAGCACAAACGCCAAAAUCGACGAUAAAUGGGUCAACGUCCAACGAGCCUCCACAACAGACUGGAAGACCUUCUCCUUCCACCGCGGUGUCGACGCGCUCCCAACCUUACCCUCGUGGGUCGAUCGCGACCCUCGCGUCUGGGCCCCUGACGUCGUCCGCCUCGACGACGGAACGUACCUCCUAUACUACACAGCAGCCUGGAAAGCCCGUCCAAACAUCCACUGCCUCUCCUACGCCACCGCCAAAAAGAUCACAGACCCCUUCGUCGACAACACCACAGAACCCUGGAUUUGCCCUUACUCCGAAGGCGGCGCCAUCGACAUCGCAGGCUAUACCGACGAGCAGUUCACAAACCGCCGCUACAUCGUCUACAAAAUCGACGGAAACGCCCUCGGCCACGGAGGAGCCUGCGGCAACACCGUCCCACCCAUUGUACCAACCCCCGUCAUGCUGCAAGAAGUCUCCCGCACAGACGGACACACCCUUAUCGGUUCUCCGAUCCCCAUCAUGACCAACAUCCCCUCCGAUGGACCUUACAUUGAAGCUCCCGUUCUCACAUACUUCAACAAGAAGUAUACGCUCUUUUUCAGCACCAACUGUUACCAAGGGGAUAAAUACGAUGUGCAAUAUGCCACAGCGACGGAUAUCAGAGGACCGUAUGAGAGACAAGGACAAUUGUUGAGGUCUAGUGGGCCUUUUGAGUUGCAGGCUCCGGGAGGCAUGGAUGUGGCGAUUAAUGGGGAUCAUGUGGUGUGGCAUGCGAAGCAUGGCGUGAGGCCGGCGUAUGCGGGAAUUUUGGGAGUCAGAGCGGAUGGAAAGUUGGAGGUGAAGUUGAGUUGA
Molecule: messenger RNA, 903 nt
Organism: Cercospora beticola
Lineage: Eukaryota; Fungi; Ascomycota; Dothideomycetes; Mycosphaerellales; Mycosphaerellaceae
Product: glycoside hydrolase family 43 protein
Biological process (GO): carbohydrate metabolic process
Molecular function (GO): hydrolase activity, hydrolyzing O-glycosyl compounds
Source: RefSeq, a predicted model, not a curated record